Molecule: messenger RNA, 2233 nt
Organism: Pyrgilauda ruficollis (rufous-necked snowfinch)
Lineage: Eukaryota; Metazoa; Chordata; Aves; Passeriformes; Passeridae
Gene: ITGBL1
Product: integrin subunit beta like 1
Exons: 11
Coding region: 389-1450 (353 amino acids)
Biological process (GO): cell adhesion mediated by integrin; cell migration; integrin-mediated signaling pathway
Cellular component (GO): integrin complex; cell surface; focal adhesion
Molecular function (GO): integrin binding
Source: RefSeq, a predicted model, not a curated record
GGGGCUGCCGGGGCUGCUGCUGCUGCUGCUGCUGGGCCCCGCGCUGCCGGCCGGGCCCGCGGCCCUGCGGAGCGCUUUGGGUAUUCCUGCUUCCUGCCGGCUGUCCCAGGCUGAGUCGGAGCUCAGGUGCCACGUCCCAGGGGGGAAGCUGUGCAAUGACAGAGGCAGGUGUGAGUGUGGAGUCUGCAUCUGCCAAGUGACUGAGUCUGGCAAAUACUACGGUCCGCUCUGUGAGUGCCACGACUGGGUGUGCGAGACCUACGACGGGAAAAUCUGUGCAGGCCAUGGAAAGUGUGACUGUGGGAAGUGCAAAUGUGAUGAAGGCUGGUACGGUGAAGCUUGUCAGUAUCCAACUAUUUGCAAUCUUACACGGAAGAAAAGCAAUGAAAUGUGCAAGAAUUCUCAGGAUAUCAUCUGUUCUGGUGCAGGCACAUGUCAGUGUGGCAGGUGUCAAUGUGCUGACUCAGAAGAAAAUGGACUGGUAUAUGGAAAAUUUUGUGAAUGUGAUGACAGAGAAUGCAUUGAUGAUGAAACAGGAGAGAUUUGUACAGGCCAUGGAAAGUGUUACUGUGGAAACUGUUACUGUGAGGCUGGUUGGCAUGGAGAUAAAUGUGAAUUCCAGUGUGACAUCACCCCCUGGGAGAUCAAGAAAAGAUGCACAUCUCCAGAUGGCAAAAUCUGCAGCAACAGAGGCACAUGUGUAUGUGGGGAAUGUACAUGCCAUGAUGUGGACCCAACUGGUGACUGGGGAGAUAUUCAUGGAGAUACUUGUGAGUGUGAUGAAAGAAACUGCAAAGCAGUGUAUGAUAGAUAUUCUGAUGACUUCUGUUCAGGUCAUGGACAGUGUAAUUGUGGAAGAUGUGACUGUAAAGAAGGAUGGACUGGGAAGAAGUGUGAACAUCCACAUUCAUGUCCAAUAUCAGUUGAAGAAAGUGCUAAGAAAUGCCAAGGAAAUUCCAAUUUACCUUGCUCUGGAAGAGGGAGAUGUGAAUGUGGCCAAUGCACUUGUUUCCCUCCAGGAGACAACAGAGUUCAUGGCAAAAACUGUGAAUGUGAUGAUCGACAGUGUGAAAAUGCAGAUGGCGAUGUCUGUGGGGGCCAUGGUAUCUGCUCAUGUGGCCGAUGCAUUUGCCAGGAUGGGUGGUUUGGAAAGUUGUGCCAGCACUCAAGGAAGUGCAACAUGACGGAGGAGGAGAGCAGAAGUCUCUGCGAGUCAGCGGAUGGCAUAUUGUGCUCCGGGAAGGGCUCCUGCCACUGUGGAAAGUGCAUCUGUUCACCCCAGGAAUGGUACAUUUCGGGUGAUUUCUGUGAAUGCGAUGACAGAGACUGUGACAAACAUGAUGGUCUCAUUUGCACAGGUAACGGUGUUUGUAGCUGUGGAAACUGUGAGUGCUGGGAAGGAUGGAAUGGAAAUGCUUGUGAAAUCUGGCUGGGGAGAGAAUAUCCUUAAUGGAGGAUGUAAAAGAUUGAGGAGGUUAUUUUUUGUUUGUUUUUUCUUUAGGCUGCUAGGACAUUUAAUUUCAAAAGUAUCUGGGUGUGGGUAUGCAUGAACGCACACAUACAUGGUUGUAAAUACCUUAGAACACAUUUGAGGAUCUGCUCCUUAAAGAAAUGCAUCAGAAAACUAAACAAGGGACCACGACAGCCUAUGCUCUAGAGGGUGAAGUCAUAAAAUACUGGCCUAUGGAACUUGCCAGAGAUUUUUUGUAAAUUCAGUGGAACCGGUAAUAUACCUGUAAUGACUAUUUCUUUGAGCAACCUGAGGCAAAGGUAUAAGAAGACCCUUUUUUUAACAUUAUUUACUUGGUUACCGUGUCUUCUUGUCAGUAUGCAACAAUUCACGUGUAGAAGAGUAGCACUAGUGGAAUAUUGUCAAAUAAUUAGUUUGAUUUUUUUUAAUGGUAUUUGAAAAAGACAUUAUUUGGCCCGUUUUUUUCUUCCCAACAAUCCUGAUUAUAAACCAACUCAUAAGUUGAGAGAAACUGUAAGGAAGCCUAUAAAAAUAUUAAUGAUUUUUUACUUGGUCAUUUGUGUAACUGAGGUCCAAUUACGUGACACUUAUAGACUGAAAACCCAAAAUGUUUGAAUGGGAACCUUUUCCACAGGAGAACUUCUUUUAGUUGCUGUGGUUGAUAUGUCAGUAAGUUGGUUAUCUAAUCUACAUAUUACAAUACUUUAAAAUACAUAACCUAUAGAAACAUAUGGAGUGAAACUAAUAAAGAUAUAAAAGUAA